Strongylus vulgaris is the source of this 824-nucleotide messenger RNA. The record is from the annotation of a GenBank genome assembly. Lineage: Eukaryota; Metazoa; Nematoda; Chromadorea; Rhabditida; Strongylidae.
UUGAUAAGACUCCUGAAAGUUGAAGUUUACAGCAGUGAUGUAGAGGAUGAACUAAAUUCAUCUCUAACGAAGAAGAGGGCUGGAGUGGUCAAUGUGUUUGAGUUGGAACGAGUUAAGGUCAACGAUAAGCUGGACAAGCUGGAUGACGAAAAUGUAUUCCCUCAGCUAGAUGACAGUCAGCGACGAGCUCUAAAGCAGGCACUUACCAAUGAGUUGGCUAUCAUACAAGGACCUCCUGGGACUGGGAAAACAUUCAUCGCUGUUGAAAUUGCCCGGAUAAUGCUUCAAAACCGAAAUCGAUGGGGAAUUACGGAACCGAUGUUAAUCGUGGCAUUUACGAAUAAUGCCGUUGAUCAAAUAGCUGAAUGCCUUAUAAGAAAGAAUGACGUGGUUAGGGAUUGGUCUGUGGAUCUCAAUACGGAGAAGGUCAUUAAAGAAGUUGACCGGGCGUUAAAGGAUAAAAGAGAAGCACGUGAAAGACUUACAGAAGCCGCUUGUGUAUUGUUUGUCUACAAAAAAAAUCUCAUUAGUUAUCAAGCCCUUGCUAAAGUUAUGCCUAAAAAUUUCAAGUCGGAGCUGAACACUUGGAAAAUCACUCACCGUGAUUCAUCUGGAUAUGAAUUGGAUGACGAUGAGGCUUUGGCUUGUUGGUUGCUCGACAAAUCCUACACUAAAGAAGACAGUAAGAUGGACUUAUCGAAACUUAGCGAUGAUGAGGUCGACACGGAGCAGGUAUCACACAUCGGUGAGGGAAAAACGGCACACUGUGCAAGUAGCAAGUUUUUCUUGUCUUAUCCAAGAGAUAUGCUCUCUGUUGCAUAAAU